Notodromas monacha is the source of this 2474-nucleotide messenger RNA. The record is from the annotation of a GenBank genome assembly. Lineage: Eukaryota; Metazoa; Arthropoda; Ostracoda; Podocopida; Cyprididae.
AUGUCUUCGUACAAAAUGGAAGACUUCAUGGACGGCACUGAGAAACCCGUGUGCAUAACAUCCGUCGAAGGCGCCUGGGACAAAGUGUUCCACUUUUUCUGCAUGCUCGUCUUCUUCCUGGCGCCCCUCGGCGUCCUCGUGGUCAUCUACAUCGCCAUUGCUCGCCACCUCCUGCGCCACCCGUAUGCCUCUGGCGGCACGAGCGGCAGUGGCGGCAUCCCCGGACGCCACUUGCCGGCCAACGGCACCGGCAAAGACCAGGCCACUUCCUCUGCCCACAUGCGAAGCAGGCGCCAAGUCGUCGCCAUGCUCGCCACCGUCAUCGUGGUCUUCUUCGUGUGUCUCCUGCCCAUGCGAGUGUUCACGUUUUGGUACAUCGCCAUUGCCACGGCGGCAGACAUAACUGACGGCAUGGGACUCGAAGCAUUCCACGCCGUGCUCUGGUUCUGCCGAGUCAUGCUGUAUCUCAAUUCCGCCGUCAAUCCCAUACUCUACAAUGUCAUGUCGUCCAAGUUCCGGGGCGCGUUUUUGCGGGUUCUGGGCGUCGGUGGAGGCAGUGGCAGCGGCGGCGGCGGUGGUGGUGGUGGUGGAGGAGGUGGCGCCGGUGGAGGAGGAGGUGGAUAUGGGUCUGGGAAUGCGGACUAUUCUGGGGGAUAUGGUGGAUUUGGGAGUGGGUUUCGACGCCCGAGGACGUCCACGUCGUCGUCGAGGAGGACCACGACGACGCUGACGUUUGGCAGUAGGGCGUCGUCUGGGUUGAGGCGAAGUGAGAGUUAUGGUGUGGAUGGUCCUUUGGAGCUACUGGAAAAACAACAGAUGUCGUUGCCAUCGGGGGUUUCCAUGCUGGCUCGGGAAACCGGGAAACUCGCUUGUGCAACAAUGAGUGUAGCCCAGAAACGGCGAGCCAAUUUGAACAACAACAACAACAACGGCUUCGGGGGAAACAACAAACAAGCUCGAGGAUUCANCGGGUCGAGUCCUGGAUCGGAAGACGAAGAGGACAACGAAACAUCGUCCUUUGCCAACAAACGGAAGAUCUCAUCAACUAGCUGCAACGGAGGUGGCAGAAAUGGCGAGAAACGAAGCCUGCUCGCUUUACACCCCGGUGGCAACGCUGCCAUUGUCGUCUCAUCGUCGUAUUCCUCGUCAGUCAAUGGCAAAACAUGCUCUGGCGACAAUGUCUAGUCAUCUUAUCCCGCAACACCAACAAAAAACUAUUUUUACUUAAAAGGACGAAACGAAAACCGGAAUUAAAAUACUUUUUUGCGAUUUUCCACGCGUUAAAAAAAGAGGCAUCCGUUUUAUGCUGAGAAAAGAAACUGAAAAAUCUGACUGCUCAAGAGGAACUGAAGAAUUUGCAAAAAAAUGCAGGUCAUGUCAAACUUUGCUUGAUCGAAAAAAAAAAUCAAUCGGAUGAACAGAGAUUAUAGAUAAAGCCGAAAAAUAUUCCAAUCUCGAUAAGUUACAGUAAAUCUAAUCUCUAUUUUCGUGAACUUUUAAUUCAAUUUAUUUCCACGUUUUCAACUGGCAAAAGUCCUUUCCUCGCCAAAUCCAAAUGCAUUUGACGAGCACACAUGCGUAUUAACUUUUCAAUCCCGUAUUCAAAUUAUUCAAGAGGUUAUGAAAUCUCUUAAUUUUUAAUUCUGGUUGAGAAAAAUACGGAACUCAAUUUGAAAAUCCUAAGCGUUUUUAAAAUGUCAUUUAAAUUAUUAAAAGGAUUACAUAUGAUGGUUCGUCAAAAAUGCUCCCACCCAAAUAAGUUGAUGCGUUUUAUGACGGCUAAUGCGUGGAAAUUGUGAGGAAUAAAAAGCCAAAAAACACGACGUUUUGAAACGUUUCCACGCGCUAUGAUCUCUCGUCCAGGUGUCGCUCCUGGUCCACAGCGGACGUGGUGCAAAAUCGCUCACUAAAUGUGAAUAUGACUGAGAAGUCAUAUGCAUAAUGCCAACUCAAGAUACUGCCAUUCUUCAUUGUGUUCGCAAUUUUGCAUGAUUCUGAUGCCGUUUUCGUAAAUGAUGUUCUCUCUGAGAAAACGUAUUCCACUAGUUCGUAUGACUAUAUAUCCAUAUAUAGACUUUAAAACGUAGCAGUUAAUGUCUUUAUUGUUUCAAUGUGCGACUCUGUUGCAAGAAAAAAAAUAGCAAUGAAGUAGCUUUCUUUAGGAACAUUCAACCCAUGUCAAACAAAUACAAACACAAAAAAGACAGCGAUUAUAAGUGUACUUUUUCCAUGUUGGAGACACGUAUGUGAAAUAUGUGCUGAUCAUUGUUCUCGAUGUUGUAUGUGAUCAUUCUUUUAUUGUAUCGCCUGCUAAAAAAAAGUAUAUCAAAAUAAGGAGGAGAAAAAGGAAGGUUAUUGCGGGAAGCGGUAUUUUUUCUGAGUUUCCUUUUUGUGUCUCUGUGGUGUUCAGCCCAAUGGAAAAAUCGGAUUCCUUUCACCAAGAAUGCUUGCAGACAACGAAGUGAACUGUUCGC